GACAGCUUGCGGCUGGAUUGAUAGAGUGACGUCAGCGCGCCGCUGCCUCUCCCCGAGGGCAGGAUUAGUCGGGAGAAGCAGAGACAGCGCUCCGAUAAUCUCCCGGCAAUAAAUGGGGGGUGACGGGCACGUUCGAAACUGCCGGUACCGAGUGAAACCGGAGGCCCCCAGAGACUCCUGAGAUUUGGCUCCUGCAUUUGAAGCAAGAUGGGUCGCUUCGUGACGCCGCAGCAAACCAACGCGUCCCGGCCAGGUAAACGCAGCAGCAGCCUCACCUGUAAAGCCACAUCGGAGGACAGCGGAAAUUCUCAGCGGACACUUUGCUGACUGACAGUACCCGGGACGGACAGACAGAUACCUUAGUGGACUUUUAACAUGGAGAAGAGCCGGGCAGAGUAACUAACAGCAGCCUAUAGUAUCCACAAGCAGACUGUCAGAGAGGAGAACGAUCUUCACAAUGACCCGUUAAAUUCCGGCCGCCGAUGCAUUCUUUGGAGAGCGCAUUGAACAUCUCCUAACAGCAGAGGAGACGAGCAGAGAGGCCUUUAUUCGCUUAUUUCAGUCUUCAGAUGGACCGAGUGCCCUCGGCACUGGCCGCUAAGAUGCACUGGAUCACGCUGGUGCUUGCCGGCUUGACUUUCUGGGGCAAAGUGACUAUUUGUAACUGUUUCGACUACGAGGAGCCAGACUAUGAUAAUUAUGAAGAGGAGAGAGCGGAGACCAUUGACUACAAAGACCCGUGCAAAGCUGCUGCAUUCUGGGGCGACAUCGCUUUAGAUGAGGAGGACCUGCGAAUGUUCCAAAUUGACCGGACGAUAGACCUCACACAGCACACACACAUGCACACACACUCCCGGCAGGGACACACAUCUGGUGGCCUAGAGGAACAUGACAUUUCUAAGAAGAGAGGAUCUUUGUAUCUACUGCUGGAGAGAAUACGCAGGUUUGGCUUCGACUAUCUCCCCAAGAACUCCAGCAAGGGAGCUGCCAAUCCCAAGUGCCAAACUGGGAUAGGUGGGAAGACUGGGAACGUCGCGAAGAGCCGUAUUCCUCGAGCAGCUACAUCCCGAGCUGAGAGGAUAUGGCCUGGAGGAGUCAUUCCCUACGUCAUAGGAGGAAACUUCACUGGUAGUCAGAGGGCCAUGUUUAAGCAGGCCAUGCGUCACUGGGAGAAACAGACGUGCGUAACUUUCAUUGAGAAGACAGAUGAGGAAAGCUACAUUGUGUUCACCUACAGACCCUGCGGGUGUUGUUCCUAUGUGGGUCGUCGUGGCAACGGGCCCCAGGCUAUCUCCAUAGGCAAGAACUGUGACAAGUUUGGCAUCGUGGUGCACGAACUGGGCCACGUCAUUGGCUUCUGGCACGAGCACACGCGGCCUGACCGCGACGAUCACGUGACCAUCAUCCGCGAUAACAUCCAACCAGGCCAGGAGUAUAACUUCCUCAAGAUGGAGCCAGGGGAGGUCAACUCUCUCGGGGAGCCAUAUGAUUUUGAUAGCAUCAUGCACUACGCCAGGAACACCUUCUCACGAGGGAUGUUCCUCGACACCAUCCUUCCAUCCAGAGAUGAGAAUGGGGUCCGGCCUGCUAUCGGCCAGCGGACCAGGCUCAGUAAAGGAGACAUUGCACAGGCAAGGAAGCUGUAUAGAUGUCCAGCAUGUGGAGAGACACUCCAAGAGUCAACGGGCAACUUUUCGUCUCCUGGUUACCCCAACGGAUACCCUUCGUAUACACACUGUAUCUGGAGAAUAUCUGUUACACCUGGAGAAAAGAUUGUUCUUAACUUCACCACCAUGGAUCUGUAUAAAAGCAGUCUGUGUUGGUACGACUACAUUGAGGUUCGGGAUGGAUACUGGAGGAAAGCUCCACUGCUCGGCAGGUUUUGUGGAGAUAAAGUUCCUGACGUCUUGAUCUCCACUGACAGCAGGAUGUGGAUUGAGUUCCGCAGCAGCAGCAACUGGGUGGGAAAAGGCUUCGCUGCCAUUUAUGAAGCGAUCUGUGGAGGGGAAAUCACCAAGGACUCAGGACAGAUUCAGUCUCCCAACUAUCCUGAUGACUACAGACCCUCAAAAGAGUGUGUGUGGAGGAUCACUGUGUCAGAGGGAUACAACGUCGGGCUCAGCUUCCAGGCCUUUGAGAUUGAGAGGCACGACAGCUGUGCUUACGACUACCUGGAGGUCCGAGACGGCCCUCUGGAGACAAGCCCUCUGAUUGGUCGAUUCUGUGGCUACGACAAACCUGAGGAUGUGCGCUCCACCUCACACACACUGUGGAUGAAGUUUGUCUCAGACGGCACGGUUAACAAGGCAGGCUUUGCUGCUAACUUUUUCAAAGAGGAGGAUGAGUGUGCCAAGCCAGACAAUGGUGGUUGUGAACAGAGGUGUGUAAACACUCUCGGCAGCUUCAAGUGUGCCUGUGACCCGGGCUACGAACUGGCUCCUGACAAGAAGAGCUGUGAAGCGGCAUGUGGCGGUCUUCUCUCUAAGUUAAACGGGACCAUCAGCACUCCUGGUUGGCCUAAAGAGUAUCCGCCCAACAAGAACUGUGUGUGGCAGGUGGUCGCUCCCAAUCAGUACCGUAUCUCCAUGCAGUUUGAGGCCUUCGAGCUGGAGGGUAAUGAGGUGUGUAAAUACGAUUACGUGGAGGUGCGCAGCGGCCUUUCGUCCGACUCAAAGCUGCAUGGUAAAUACUGUGGCACCGAGGUCCCUGAGGUCAUCACCUCUCAAUAUAACAACAUGAGAAUUGAGUUUAAGUCGGACAACACCGUCUCCAAGAAAGGCUUCAAGGCUCACUUCUUCUCAGACAGCCUGGCUCUGUGUCAGGAGCGUUUGAUUGUGUUUGAGUCAUGCCAGGACAUAAAGCGCGGCCGCUCUCCUACUCGUGGCCAUUUCAACAACAAGCUGGCAACCUCAUCAAAGGUCAGAGACAAAGAUGAGUGCAGCAAGGACAACGGCGGCUGCCAGCACGAGUGCAUCAACACAGUGGGCUCUUACGUUUGUCAGUGUCGCCAUGGCUUUGUACUGCAUGAGAACAAACAUGACUGUAAGGAAGGUGGGUUUCACGUACAUUCACAUCAGCACACUCACCGGCAUGAAAGUGGCGGAGUGCACAUGCACGUGCUGCCACAUUCACACAAGCAUGUGCUCAUUCACAAGAACAGUCAUCGUACAUCAUACAGCCCUUACUUUGUUUAUCUGCAUCAGAGUCCACAUGACAACAGAGUGGUUCUUUCCAUUUGAUGAUAGUGUUAUCUUCACAUACGGUACAUAAAACUAGGAGCCUUAAAGCAGAGCUGUAGACUUGAGGAAUAGGAUGUCAUAUUAAGUCUCAAGCUUUCACCUGGUAAAAUCGUGGAACAAAAACAAUGCUUAUGAUGACUUGUGAGUUGAUCUGAAAAACUUGAGACUUGACUUUGACUUGCCUUAAAGGACUUCAGAACUAAAAACAUACUUCAUGGAAUUGACUUGGACUUGACAUUCACUUUGAAAGACUGGGACUUGACUCAAAUGACUCAAGGCCCCAAAAUACUU
Messenger RNA from Etheostoma spectabile (orangethroat darter), 3530 nucleotides. RefSeq names its product tolloid-like 1 (gene tll1). Lineage: Eukaryota; Metazoa; Chordata; Actinopteri; Perciformes; Percidae. Bases 570 to 3239 code for a protein of 889 amino acids. Gene Ontology annotation, biological process: dorsal/ventral pattern formation; protein processing. The record is from RefSeq and is a predicted model, not a curated record. Gene Ontology annotation, molecular function: zinc ion binding; metalloendopeptidase activity; calcium ion binding. The transcript is spliced from 19 exons.